Mercenaria mercenaria is the source of this 1054-nucleotide messenger RNA. RefSeq lists its product as uncharacterized. The transcript is spliced from 2 exons. The record is from RefSeq and is a predicted model, not a curated record. The coding region runs from base 6 to 881 and encodes 291 amino acids. Gene Ontology annotation, molecular function: acyltransferase activity, transferring groups other than amino-acyl groups. Lineage: Eukaryota; Metazoa; Mollusca; Bivalvia; Venerida; Veneridae.
UAAUUAUGUCAACGGUGACUACGAGCGAGGUAACUAUCCGACAAAGUAAACCAGAAGAUGUGAAGCUUUUGAUGGAGUUUGCUGAAGAUUUUGAGUGGGAUCUAUCUAUGUAUGACCAUUUGUCAUACAUUAAAAUUGACCCAAAUUAUCUGAUUGUUGCUGCAGACAGAAAUGACGAGCCAGUAGGAUUUUGUGGUGUAAGUCAGAAUGCUCCGAAUACUGUUUACUUUGGUAACUUCAUUGUGCGGAAAGAUCUCCGAAAAAGAGGCAUUGGACGGUUGCUAUGGAAGGCCAUGUUAGAGAAGGCCGGCGAUCAGAAUAUUGUUCUGGACGGGGGCCCAGACAUGGCAGACUGGUACAUAGCACACGGAUUUCCCUUCCAGGCUUAUAAAGUCCAAUUUUGCGUGGUUAAAGUUACAAGCGACAUGAAACAAGGUAUUCAGACGUCAUAUGACACUGUGACACUUACUGAAAACAUGUGGCCCGCUUUAAUGGAAUAUGAUAGGCAAGUGUAUCCAACCUUUGACCGAACGAGGAUUUUACGUGCCUGGUUUUCGGGAGAACUUGUUCGCGUUGCUGUUGCUAUGAAAGCUGGGAAAAUUGUAGGAUAUGGUAGCAUUCAUAGGAAACCGAAUAAUGAAUAUGGACUUCGAAAUGUUUUUGGCGACAAUGAAGAUGUCAUUGAAGCUCUUUUGCACAAUAUGCUUUCAGGAUUACCAAUAGGGACUGUUGUUCACUUCAUGAUAUUAGAAGACAAGCCUUUACCGAAAUACAUUCAACAUAGUGUAGCGGUUGAGGAAACUGCUAUUCGAAUGUUUAACAAGGUCAAAAUUGAAGCCAACACUGAUAAGAUAUGGCUUGCAACUGCACAUAUAGUUUAGUAUAAGGUGUUUCGAUUCUUUAUUUUGAUAUAUGUAGGAUGUUUAAAAUAUGUAGACUGGUUCUACUAUUUUGUCACGUGUAGUAUAGUAAAACUGGUACUGUUAUAAACAGUAACUCUUUGCAUUGAGAACUUUUAAUCAUAAUUAAUUUGCUCUUUAGAUAUUUACAAUAA